This is a messenger RNA of Venustampulla echinocandica, 1518 nucleotides long. Its product is annotated as Apurinic endonuclease-like protein. Gene Ontology annotation, molecular function: zinc ion binding; phosphoric diester hydrolase activity; DNA binding. The record is from RefSeq and is a predicted model, not a curated record. The transcript is spliced from 2 exons. Gene Ontology annotation, biological process: base-excision repair. Bases 1 to 1518 code for a protein of 505 amino acids. Gene Ontology annotation, cellular component: mitochondrion; nucleus. NCBI's taxonomy places the organism in Eukaryota, Fungi, Ascomycota, Leotiomycetes, Helotiales, Pleuroascaceae.
AUGCCUCGCAGAUCGAACCGUGGAUCUGAAAAGCAGGCGAGGAUAGCCAAAUCAGAUACGAUUAGGUCGGUCCCGACUAUCGCUGUUACUCCCACGGUCAAAGUCGAAACACGCGAGCCUGUCGCUGAAGGGGAUACCUCGAUGCCAAAAUCAAGGUCCAUAAGGAAGAAGAAAAUCAAAACCGAGAGUGACUUAGAGAAGCAGACGAUUAAGACACCUCUUACAUCUCCCGAGGAAAUCAAAACGAAUAGAGUAAAAGCAGAGGCAAUCCUGGGGGAACAGCAAGCGACCUUGCUCAAGGGGGCAUCGAAGAAGCGCAAGGCGACGACUAAGGGCGAGAGCGGGGAAGAGGCCCCAGAUGAUAUAGUGCCUAAGAAAAAGCGGAAUAACAGGAAAAAGAAGGAAGAGGAAGUCGUCAUGCCCCUCGCUGAGAGGAGUGUGGUUGGAAUAUUGAAGAAGUCGAUGUACAUUGGAUCGCACACCAGUGCUGCUAAAGGGGUCCAUAACUCCAUCGAUAACGCACUCCACGUCGGUGCCAACUCCUUUGCAUUGUUCCUCCAAUCUCAACGAAAAUGGGUAAACCCCCCUCUGGCUCCGGAGGCACGCGACCAGUUCAGGGCAUUUUGCUUGGAGCACAAAUACGAUGCAGCAAAACACAUCCUUCCCCAUGGGUCGUAUCUUGUGAAUCUCGCUGAGCUCGACGCCGUCAAGGCAGAGAGAUCCUACACCGCAUUUCUAAACGAUCUCCAGCGGUGCGAAGACCUUGGUAUCAAACUAUACAAUUUCCACCCAGGAAACACAGGAAAACGGCCGCGGCCCGAGGCAAUUGCACGACUUGCAGCACAACUCAACAAGGCACACAAGGCAACGAGCACUGUGAUCACAGUCUUGGAAAGCAUGGCCGGCGGGGGCAAUGUUAUUGGCUCGACAUGGGAGGAUCUCCGCGACAUUAUUGCCCUAGUUGAUGACAAGUCGCGUGUUGGUAUCUGUAUCGACACCUGCCACUCCUUUGCACAUGGCUAUGAUCUAAGAUCGCCCGAGGCCUUUCGGAAGACCAUGGACGGCUUUGCAUCGACCGUCGGCAUGCAAUAUCUCAAGGCGCUGCACUUGAACGACAGCAAAGCCCCUUUUUUGUCUAAGCGAGAUGCCCAUGCAAAUAUUGGGACUGGAUUUCUGGGGUUGAGAGCAUUUCACAAUGUCGUCAAUUUUGACGCGUUCCAACAUCUGCCGAUGGUACUUGAAACCCCGGUUGGAGAGAGUCCUGAUGGCAAAGUCAAAGAUUGGGGGACACGAGCCAAAGAGAUCAAAUUGCUGGAGGGGCUUAUUGGCCUUGAUCCAGAAACAGAUGAGUUCAUAAAAGAGGAGCAACGCUUACAAGAUAUCGGAGCAGCAGACAGGAAAAAGUUCCAGGAGGUAUGGGACAGGAACCAGCAGAAAGCUUCCAAGAAGAAAAAGAUUCAGGUGGAGGACAGCGACGGCGACGAUUCCGACGCAAGUUGUAAGAGUUGUGAUCAUUGA